UAUAUGUAGCAUAGGCUACAUUAUACAUAUCCAUCAAUUACAGCAAUGGCUUCUGUGCCUCAAUCCAAAACUUCCCUUGUUAUCAUCUUCUUCUUCUCGUCCUUCACCAUCAUUCACGCCAUUGUUCCUCAAAAUGAGACCUUCAAAUUCGAAAACUCAGGUGAGUUUGGACCCUACAUUACCGAGUACGAUGCUAGUUACCGAAUGCUAAGCCUUUUCAGUUCUCCUUUCCAACUAGCAUUCUACAACACCACCCCAAAUGCCUUCACUCUAGCCCUGCGCAUGGGCCUUAGACGCUCAGAGCAACUUUUUCGCUGGGUGUGGGAGGCCAACAGAGGCAACCCAGUUGGAGAGAACGCCACUUUUUCACUUGGAACUGAUGGAAACCUGGUGUUGGCCGAAGCUGAUGGUAGAAUUGCUUGGCAAACCAACACUGCCAACAAGGGUGUUAUGGCCUUCAAGUUACUUCCAAACGGUAACAUGGUCCUCCUUGACGCACAAGGAAGGUUUGUCUGGCAAAGUUUCGACCACCCCACUGAUACCCUUUUGAUUGAUCAGUAUCUUAGAGCAAAAGGGCCAUCCAAGUUGGUGAGUAGGCUUUCAGAGAGGGACAAUCUAAACGGUCCUUAUAGUUUGAUUUUGGAACCUAAAAGGUUGGCCUUGUACUACAAGAGCAAGAAUUCUCCUAGACCUGUUCUUUAUUGGUACAGGCUCUUCACUCAACAAGGUUCAGUAGAAAAUAUCACUCUCACAUCUUAUCCAGACACCUUUGAAAUUGAAUUCACCUAUGCACUCAGUUCUUCCACCAGUGACUACAGAACCAUGGCAGAACCAUUGAACAACAUUCCCGUUGGAGUGAUGGGAAUGCCAGUGAACAACAGCACCUUGACAUACCUUAGGCUUGGAAUUGAUGGCAACAUUAGGCUGCACACUUACUUCGUCCAUGUGCGUUCUGGUGUUUGGGAAGUGACCUACACUCUCUUUGACAGAGAUUCUCACGAUGAGAGUGAGUGCCAAAGGCCUGAGAAGUGCGGGAAUCUUGGACUUUGUCAGAACGAUCAAUGUGUGGGUUGUCCAUUAGAAAAUGGAGUGUUUGGAUGGAGCAAGAACUGCAGUGGCAAGGCUGUGACAUCAUGCAAGGGAAGUGAUUUUCACUACUACAAAGUUGAAGGAGUUAGACAUUACAUGAGCAAAUACAGUGAAGGAGAUAAAGUGAGUGAAAGUAGUUGUGGAAAGAAAUGCACUAAGGAUUGCAAGUGUGUUGGGUAUUUCUACCACAGGGAGAACGCUAGGUGUUGGAUAGCUUAUGAUCUACAAACCCUUACAAGAGUCGCCAAUACCAAACAAGUCGGAUAUAUUAAGGUGCCUAAUUAGUAAAUAGAAAACCCUUGAUUUUGCUAAUAAUGCUUUUCGAAUAUUGCAUUCAAGUUAUGUUGUGUUAACUUUGUUUGUAUCCUCAUGUAGAGGAGAAUAACAUUAUAAUGAAGCUUUGAAACAAAUAGUACUCA
Vigna radiata var. radiata (mung bean) is the source of this 1508-nucleotide messenger RNA. RefSeq names its product epidermis-specific secreted glycoprotein EP1-like. NCBI's taxonomy places the organism in Eukaryota, Viridiplantae, Streptophyta, Magnoliopsida, Fabales, Fabaceae. The coding region runs from base 46 to 1374 and encodes 442 amino acids. The record is from RefSeq and is a predicted model, not a curated record. The transcript has a single exon.